AUGUCCGAAUAUCUGCUCGCGUUCAAAGCCGGUCGUGCCUUCAGAAACGAAGGGACGAAUCGAGUGGAACCCAGCGCGACUAAAGGCGCAAUAAUCCUUACGAACGGCGACGACGGGUUGCUGCACUUUAUCUGGAAGAACAGAUCCACAAAUCAAAUCGAGGAGGAUCUCAUUCUCUUCCCUACGGAUGCUUCAUUCGUGAAAGUCUCGCAAGCAACCUCGGGUCGCGUCUACGUGCUCAAGUUCUCGUCUUCGAAUCAAAGACACUUUGAUGCGUCAGACGAACGAGAUGCCAAGUUCGUAGAGAACUUGAACGGCCUCCUUCAAGACCCAGAGCACACUCUUGAUUGGAGCUCAGAUGCCUCUUCUGCCCAGGCGUCGACUUCACAAGUGCCCCAGGCGACCCCAGAACAACUUGCCCAAAUCCAGCGGAUCGUUCAAUCCAUGUCUGGGAGCACACAACCCUCGGCGCCCGAACUCUCCCUCACCGACAUUCUGACGCCUGAUAACCUCAGGCCGCUAUUCACAUCUCGUCCAGAGUUGAUCCCCGCGCUUUUCCCUCACCUUCCGCCGGAUUUACCUCUCCCCCCUUCGACCGAAGUGCUCGAACGAGUAAUACAUUCGCCACAAUUCCGAGCUUCUGUCGCGAGUUUCGACCAAGCACUACGGACUGGGCUGCUGGGUGGUUUGGUAAGGGGACUUGGUCUUCCGGAAGAGGCAGGGACGAGUGUGGAGGCGUUCUUACGUGCCAUACAGGAGCAAGCCGAUAGAGGGGAUAGCAUGGAGACCGACUAA
Molecule: messenger RNA, 795 nt
Organism: Pleurotus ostreatus (oyster mushroom)
Lineage: Eukaryota; Fungi; Basidiomycota; Agaricomycetes; Agaricales; Pleurotaceae
Exons: 6
Coding region: 1-795 (264 amino acids)
Biological process (GO): ubiquitin-dependent protein catabolic process
Cellular component (GO): nucleus; proteasome regulatory particle, lid subcomplex; cytoplasm
Molecular function (GO): ubiquitin binding; proteasome binding; endopeptidase activator activity
Source: RefSeq, a predicted model, not a curated record